CCUCCUCCUCAUCCACGGAGCUCGACGCUCAGUGUGGCAGCAGAUGGUGCACCGCACACUACUACAAGCUGCAAGGUCGCAAGAAUUUGCCGGAGAACAACUUUCAUUUCCACCAACUUUGCCGAUAACGAGCGUCGGCAAGGUGUACUCCGAGGACAAGAACCUGCAUUCACUCGGUAUCGGUAUCGUUUGGAGAGGGAAUUUUGGUGUCCAGGUCAGGAGUGGCCAUGCCAUUUGGCUGUCUAACAAUCGGGGAAAAGAAGGAUUACCACAGUCCUUCAGACGUGACGGACAAAUAUGACAUGGGUCAAAUCGUUAAAUCGGAGGAGUUCUGUGAGAUAUUCAGAGCCAAGGACAAAACUACGAUGAGAAUGUACACAUGCAAAAAGUUCCUGAAAAAGGAUGGAAGGAAGGUCCGCAAAGCUGCAAAAAAUGAAAUCCUCAUUUUGAAGAUGGUGAAGCAUCCCAAUAUUCUCCAACUGGUGGAUGUCUUUGAGACUAAAAAGGAAUACUUCCUCUUCCUUGAACUUGCAACAGGCAGAGAAGUGUUUGACUGGAUCCUUGAUCAAGGCUAUUAUUCCGAGCGGGAUACCAGCAAUGUGGUGCGGCAGGUGUUGGAGGCUGUCGCCUACCUCCACUCCUUGCACAUUGUUCACAGAAACCUGAAGUUGGAGAACUUGGUUUACUACAACCGCCUGAAGCACUCUAAAAUAGUCAUCAGUGACUUCCAUCUUGCCAAGCUGGAGAAUGGAUUAAUCAAAGACCCCUGUGGGACGCCAGAGUACCUGGCUCCAGAGGUGGUUGGCAGACAUCGAUAUGGUCGGCCUGUGGACUGCUGGGCAACUGGCGUCAUUAUGUACAUAUUGCUGUCAGGCAACCCUCCUUUCUAUGAUGAGAGCGAUGAAGAUGAUUAUGAAAAUCACGACAAGAACCUGUUCCGAAAGAUCCUUGCGGGGGAUUAUGAGUUUGACUCUCCAUACUGGGAUGAAAUCUCCGAUUCAGCUAAGAGUUUGGUUGCGCGUCUGAUGGAAGUGGAUCAGGACCAGAGACUGACAGCCCAGGAGGCUAUCAACCAUGAAUGGAUCUCUGGCGGCGCAGCUUCAGAUAAAAACAUCAAGGAAAAUGUAUGUGCACAAAUAGAAAAGAACUUUGCUCGAGCCAAAUGGAAGAAAGCUGUGCGGGUCACCACCAUCAUGAAGAGGCUGAGGGCGACCGAGCACAGUAGCACAAAGGCCACCACAGUGGACCCUGCAGCUCCCCAAGAUGCUGCAGACCCUUCCACACCUUCACCUGCUACCACCACACCACAGGAAGUGGUCCCGGAGAUACAUAAAACACUUCCAGAGGCUUUGGACGAGGAGGCAGCCGUCACUGCAGAGCCACAACAGCGGAACCCAGCGCCACAGGAAGCAGAACCCACAUCACGGUGCAAUGGAGAUACUGUGGCUUCGCUCCGUGCAGGCGUUGAGGCCGGAGAUGAGCAGGGCUAGAUCCCCCUUGCCCUUACCUGCCCAAUCGUGCACACUGUACAUUAGCUGCUAGCAUGGUGACACUGACUCUGCUUCUCUCUCUCUUGCAGCAUUAGCAUCAUCUCAUGGAGGCUACGUGCUACCUUUCCUCAGUGCUCAACAUUGCAUUCUUUUGAAACAAACUGCAUCUUCUUUUACUAGUUGACCACAUGUAUUAUAGGUCAGGCUAUAGAAAACAUCCUACACGCGCAAGCCUUGGCUUACAGCUAAAGACUCUUUUGUGAUGCGUCUUUACGAGAUAAACCAAGCAGAAAGAAAACACUGAUUCCUUUUUAAUGAGCCGACUUGGGAAACUUCUCUCUGACAGUUUUUGUUCUUAAAAUCAGAAGGAAAGUUUAGACUUGAAAAUGUUCACUUCAUGUACCUCCCUGGUCUCCCUCCCCGCUGGAGAGAAUUCUGAACAAGGGAAGUUUGCCUGUCAUUUCCACAGUUUUCUCUGCUACUGCGCAUCGCAAAAGGCAGCCACCGGUGAGUUUUUGGGCCACCUCGUACACAAUAAGCACACAAAAAUCAAAAAACAUCCGGUCCUUUGCUUACUUGCUGCUCAGGAAGGUUUGUGUAUAUAAAGAUUCUGUACAUAAGAAGUUUGUAGAAGUAGCUAAAAGAGCAUGCAUUCUCACUGUCGGCUGUUCGUUUUGCAUUCACACAACCGCUUGGUUGAUAAAGACGCACUACUACUGCUACUGUGUUCUUUUUACACAAGUUGCAUCCUACACAUCAGUGGUUCUCAACUGGUGGGCCGCGGGUCCUUGCCUGAGCACAAAAAGUCAUUUGGGAAUAAUCUUGCGCUUGUCCCGGAUGCGUUUCGGGGUGGUGGGCUGAACUCCACAAUGCAGACACCUUAGAGUGAGUUGAGAUGAUGCUCAGAGUUCAUGAAUGGGGGAAGGGAGAACCCUCGUAGGACAGGGCAAGGACGGCUGGCAGGGAAGAAGAUGAAUCCAAAUGCAAAAGUGCACGGAAAAACAGGUGGUGAAAAGGAGUGGCAAAAACAGGAGAAGCAGUCUUACUUGAACAUUGGAGAGAGCCGGUGCUCCCGCUCCACGGUCGUUAACGAUGUCUCCUCCUCUCGGUGGUCCUUUAAGGGAGGCCGUCAAGGAUGAUUCCACGUCUAAGCCAUCAAAGGUGUUAUACAACAGGGUGCUGCCACAAAGGGAUUGAAAGAUAGACAAGGGGAGGAGGGGAUGGAGGGAUCUGGGGGGAUCCUGACAGCGCUUUUAUUCUGAAGGGGAUUUUUUGUAAAGCAGCGGGGUGUCGUCUGUUCAUACACCUUAAAGGAACUGCACUUUUUUGGAAUGUUGCCCAUCAUCCACAAUCCUUGUGAGACAGGAACACACGUCUGUGUCUUUUCUGUGCCUUCUGAAGGUAGACAAAAAACGGUAAAAAGAGGCAGCUGAUUAAUGCACGUAUUGGGACACGCCGAUAAAGGCCGCCAUUAAAGCACCUCCAGAAACCUCCAACAAGGUUUUAUGGUGUUCUAUCCAUGUUGCAACAAGCAGUAUUUUGCCCUACUUUGGUCAUUUUAAGCAUGAGCGGAACUUCCUUCCUGGGCGCAUCAAACAGCAACAUAGAAAGGAACGCUACACCUGGCGUUAACUUCCCCAAACUCCAAAACAAAAACACAGGAGCAGUGGCGGCGGCUCCAGUAUGUAGCGUUACCUUUCACUCGUGGCCCGAGGCAUUGUGAGCGAGUGUGCGCUAAAGCGUAGCUAGCUGAUGUGGUCACUACGCCAGUAAAGCACUUCUUAAGCGUAACAAUGUUAAUAACGAUGAUAACAACGUCGCUGUAGCGUGCUUAAUAUGCAGGUCACAUGAUGUAAAUGGAGCGUUGUUGGUGCGUUGUGUUCAUGUCUCACGUAGGGAUUGUGGAUGAUGGGCAACAUUCCCAAAAAAGUGCAGUUUUCCUUUCCCUUUAAGGUGGCUACAACCCUCUGAAGUGCAACUUGCAAAGAAGACGACCAGCAACGUUUGUUAGUACAGUUGUCCCUCCCCACUUUGGAGUUCCAAUUUUGAAUUAUCACGUUUGAAAAAUCAAAACAAAUAAAUCAUGCUGCUUCAUGCUGGAUGCAAAUGGUCUAUUAUGAGUCAAGAUACAAGCUUAUUGAGGCAAAUUAUACGUAUUAUUUCCUAAAGUAAGCACUUUCAAGCAUGUAAAUGACCAAAUGGACUAAAAUACAAACAUAAGACACUUAACUUUAACUUGUCUUGUUCAUGUUUAAAUGGAUCAUUUACUCUCUCUAUUCUGUCUACUAUUUUGGGUAAUACAAGUGCAAAGGUGAGUAUAUGGGUGUUUGUGUUUGUGUCCAAUUUAGGACCAAUUAACCACGUUAAAUGAGGGAUUAUUGUAUAUUGCACAGGAAAUGGUCAGAGGCAUCUUCAUCUUGCUGUGAGGAUGUGCUCGGACUGGAGGUCAUCAACACAGACUAACUCACGGUGGUCAACAGGUCAACAGAAGAGGUGCACACACCAAAGCUGCACCACACGGACUAUGGUGUGAAAAUAAUGCUUACACACUACUAUACAUGCAAAACCAUCAACAUCUACAACCCGCAAGGCAUGCUGGGAACCUCGAGGUAGUUACUCUUCCACCCACGUUACAGACGCAAUUAAGAUAUGACGGUGGGUCCCACAGCCAAGCCAGCUGAGAACCACUGCUGCACAUCAUGCGCUGUUGUACUCUGUGCCCGUCUUCAUCACAUGGCAGUUCUAUGCAUCUGGCAUCUGAAUUCAUUUGUAGCUUUUCUUUUUGGAAAAAACACCACGCUAGACUUCAUGAUUACAAGUUGUUUUACUGCCGUCCAUCUUAAUAUUUAGUGCUGACUUUGAACAACACGUGCAUUCAUCGACCUCAUGCGGGUUUCAUGGGAAGACACGCAUCGUUUUGGUUUAUUGUGGUAAAAAAAGCUUUUACGUUUUUAUGUUUGACAUUUCCUCCUAACGUUUGUUUUAAAUCUGUGUUCCUUUGUUUUACAGCUCCUUUUAACAUGUUUUAGUCACGCGGUACUCACUUGUUUAGAUGCUCAGAACAGUACAAGUACCCCUCCUUGAGCGUUAAUAAUGAGCCACAGUAGGCGUUCUAAAGGAAAUCGAGCAAUAUUUAUCAGGCUGCAGAAACUGUGAUUCUUGGCGUCCUUCCGAUUGUCCGUGUUCUUGUCAGUUGGAAGGCUCUGCCAAAAUGUAUUUAUGUGCACACGUCGAUGUGUGUUGUCAUGCCUGUGAGUCCCCACUUGACCCUGUGAACGCGAUAAGAGCUAGAAAAUAAACUCUAAUUAUGAGGGGUGUCCGAUAUUGGCUUUUUUGCCGAUAACCGAUUUUGUCCAACUCUCAAUUUCCGAUAGCGUUAUGUGUGACAUCACACAUCUCCUGUCGUGAAAUGAACACAUCCAGUACCUGUUGUGCAGCUAAUGGAUCCAGCAUCAGCAACUAGCUUCUCAGCAACAUCUGACAUUGGUUUUAAAAGUCAACAUUUUGUUGAUCAUCACAAAGUCCAGGGAAGAAAAUCAAAGUGUCGUCAUUUUCAUGUCGGCCUAGGACUCUUAGCGCAGCAGCAGUGGCGGAGCCAGAAAUGUUUCAUUGGGGUGGCCAAGGUGAGACCAUUACUCCCGUAGGGGUGGCAAUAAGUUGACACUUGGAAUGUCUAGAAGGCCGGUGGGGUGGCCGGAGAGUAGCUCCGCCACUGUGCAGCAGCUCGCUGUAUUGGUUUCCACGCCACGCUGCAAAUUGCACGAACACAGUAAUUCUGGGCCAAAAUGAACAUAUUUCGCAGCAUCAGAUUUGACUGAAAUUUCAUCUGCAGUCUUGAAGCUCCAAUCCACCAACUUUCAAAGCGCUCGUAUGGCUAGAGGUGGUCCAGCAGUAUAAAUCCGAUGCGAAAUUGAAGAGGAAGAAGUACUCUACCUAACGAAGAUGUAUACCAAUGAAAAUACACCCGAUAGCGUAUGAAAAAGCAGCAUUUUCACAGACGUCCCACACACAGUGUCAGAUUCUACCGUCGCUUACUUUUGGGAA
Dunckerocampus dactyliophorus (ringed pipefish) is the source of this 5534-nucleotide messenger RNA. RefSeq names its product caM kinase-like vesicle-associated protein. Gene Ontology annotation, cellular component: intracellular anatomical structure. The coding region runs from base 228 to 1490 and encodes 420 amino acids. Gene Ontology annotation, molecular function: calcium/calmodulin-dependent protein kinase activity; calmodulin binding; ATP binding. The transcript is spliced from 11 exons. Lineage: Eukaryota; Metazoa; Chordata; Actinopteri; Syngnathiformes; Syngnathidae. Gene Ontology annotation, biological process: peptidyl-serine phosphorylation. The record is from RefSeq and is a predicted model, not a curated record.